Phacochoerus africanus (Common warthog) is the source of this 3761-nucleotide messenger RNA. It is a transcript of the gene ARMC9, whose product is annotated as armadillo repeat containing 9. Gene Ontology annotation, molecular function: protein binding. The transcript is spliced from 25 exons. The coding region runs from base 510 to 2963 and encodes 817 amino acids. NCBI's taxonomy places the organism in Eukaryota, Metazoa, Chordata, Mammalia, Artiodactyla, Suidae. Gene Ontology annotation, biological process: cilium assembly. The record is from RefSeq and is a predicted model, not a curated record. Gene Ontology annotation, cellular component: ciliary tip; ciliary basal body; centriole.
CUUAUCCUCACGCACACUAUGCAGGGUUCCUAACCCGCUGAGCCACAACGGGAACUCCCGCCUUAUCUUUUAAAGCAGACACUUCACUAUAAUCUCUUGCCAGUUUUGCUUUUUACCCGAGCUCCUAGAAGUUACAGGUUGACAGUGGUCGAGCCAGGCACAUCCCCAGAGCCAGGCACAACACCACGCGCAAUAUUUGUGGAAAUGAACCAAUAGGAAGUUGUGGUGAGGAGAACGGGUGACACAGUCCAGCAACUCACAGCCACAGCCGGAAGCGAAAGCCCACACUUUCUAGCCGAGGCCUGGACCCUGCGGGACGCCUUUUGUCCCAGGAUGCUCCGCGCAGGUCGAGUCCUGUGAUUGGCUGCUCGGAUCCACGUGAUGCCCGGCUGGCGGCGGCGGUUGCCGGGGUGACGGCUGGAGAGGUGGUGGCCUAGCUGACUCGGCGCGUGUUCCCGCGGCAGCGAAGCAGAGAUUUUUGCUGUGAGAAUUAGCAGUAGCGGUUCAACAUGGGAGACAUUCUGGCUCAUGAAUCAGAAUUACUUGGACUAGUGAAAGAGUAUUUAGAUUUCGCCGAAUUUGAAGACACCUUGAAAACAUUUUCAAAAGAAUGCAAAAUAAAAGGAAAACCAUUACCUAAAUCAGCAUGUGGCUCUUUAAGGGACUCCAAACCAUUGAUAAUCCAGAAGGACCUCCUGGCUGCCUUCGACAGUGGAGACCAGAGGGAGUUCUUCGAUUUGUGGGAGGAGCACAUUCCCCGUUCCAUCCGAGACGGUGACUCCCUCGCCCAGAAGUUGGAAUUCUACCUCCACAUCCAUUUCGCCAUCUACCUUCUGAAACACUCCGUAGGGAGACCUGACAAGGAGGAACUGGAUGAGAGGAUUUCCUAUUUCAAAACCUACCUGGAGACCAAAGGGGCAGCGCUGAGCCAGACCACGGAGUUCCUCCCUUUCUAUGCGCUGCCAUUUGUUCCCAAGCCUGCGGCGCACCCCUCCUUCAAAGAGCUCUUCCAGGAUUCUUGGUCUCCAGAAUUAAAGCUGAAGUUGGAAAAGUUCCUGGCUUUAAUAUUUAAGGCCAGUAACAUGCCAAAGCUUUUCACAUUAUAUAAGGAGAAUGGACAAAGCAACAAAGACAUGUUGCAGCAGCUCCACCGGCAGCUGGUGGAAGCUGAGCGUCGGUCAAUGACGUACCUGAAACGGUACAAUAAGAUCCAGGCGGACUACCACAACCUCAUCGGAGUCACCGCGGAGCUGGUGGACUCUCUGGAGGCCACAGUCAGUGGCAAGAUGAUCACCCCGGAGUACCUGCAGAGCGUCUGUGUCCGCCUCUUCAGCAACCAGAUGCGGCAGAGCCUUGCGCACAGCGUGGACUUCACGAGGCCCGGCACGGCUUCAACCAUGCUAAGAGCCUCCCUGGCACCCGUGAAGUUGAAGGAUGUCCCAUUACUGCCCUCCUUGGAUUAUGAGAAACUGAAGAAGGAUUUGAUUUGGGGGAGUGACCGCUUGAAAGCCUUCUUGUUGCAGGCUCUGCGCUGGCGCUUGACGACCUCCCACCCCGGAGAGCAGAGGGAGACGGUCCUGCAGGCCUACAUCAGCAAUGACCUCUUGGAUUGUCACAGCCACGGCCAGAGGAGUGUCCUUCAGCUGCUAAACUCAAAGAGUGACGUGGUGCGACAGUACAUGGCCAGGCUCAUCAAUGCGUUUGCAUCUCUGGCAGAAGGUCGCCUCUAUCUUGCCCAGAGCACAAAGGUGCUGCGGCUGCUGGAGGAAAGGCUGCGGGAGGAAGACAAGGACGUCAUCACCCGGGAGAAUGUUCUCGGGGCCUUGCAGAAGUUCAGCCUCAGGCGCCCGCUGCAGACGGCGAUGAUUCGAGAUGGCCUCAUCUUCUGGCUGAUUGACAUCCUCAAGGAGCCCGACUGCCUGUCCGACUACACGCUGGAGUACUCGGUGGCCUUGCUCAUGAACCUCUGCCUCCGGAGUGCAGGGAAGAACGUGUGCGCCCAGGCGGCCGGCCUCGUGCUCAAAGUUCUCUCGGAUCUGCUCGGCCAUGAAAACCACGAGAUCCAGCCGUAUGUGAAUGGAGCUCUGUACAGCAUCCUCUCAAUCGCAUCCAUUCGUGAGGAAGCAAGAGCAAUGGGCAUGGAAGACAUCCUUCGCUGCUUCAUCCGAGAAGGCAAUGCCGAAAUGAUCCGUCAGAUUGAAUUUAUCAUCAAGCAGCUUAAUUCAGAAGAGCUGCCGGAUGGAGCUCUUGAAUCUGAUGAUGAUGAAGAUGAGGAUGAUGAGGAGGACCAUGACACUAUGGAAGCCGAUCUGGACAAAGACGAGCUGAUCCAGCCGCAGCUCGGAGAACUCUCAGGCGAGAAGCUUCUGACCACGGAGUACUUAGGAAUCAUGACCAACACGGGGAAGGCGCGGCGGAAAGGGACAGCGGGCAUGCAGUGGGGUGGCCCUGAGCCCCUGCGCCGGCCCGUCACCCCCGGGGGCCACAGGACCGGGUACCCAGCGCUGGAAGACCAUCCCAUCCCUUCUCAGACGGUGCAACACGCCAGAAAUGGCUGCCUCCCAUCCCUGCCAAACGCCCACCUUCCUGUCUGCAAGGGGGGCAAGCCUGGUGCUUCUGAGACUUGCAUUUCCUCUUCAUCCGCCGUCGAUGCCAAGCCUGGAGAGUGGUUGCCAGCAGGACGUCAGGGAGAGGCUCGCCUGCCCCCAGCAGGGCCCCCAAGCCAGCCGAGGGAGCUGCCCCGGGCCCUGGACAGUGGCGAGACCACCAGGGAAUUUACAUCAGGCUUCCCCUACAAGCCCCGGGCCCCCCGCACCCCGGAGAUCCUGGACCUGAACCCACCCAAGGCCCGGGCAUCGGCGCUAUCCCCGCAGUUCUCGUGUGGCUCCCAACAGGUCAGCCGCCCAGGCUCCACAGCCUCCUCCACAAGGAGCCUGCAGAGCAGCCAGUGUUCCAAGAAGUGAGGAUGCCUUCCCCAGUGUCACCGUCCCCUCGCCCCACGACCAGCCAGCUUCCUGCUCCCGGCCAGCCAGCAGCAGCUGCAGGUGACCACUGUGAAGGGCCAGCUGUCUACAAGCCGCAAGGUGGCUUGAAGAGGACAGCCCUCCAGGGGUCCAGGAGCAGCCCCACUGCAGCCCGUGACCCUGAGUCCGGCCACGGUCCUUCCUGCACCACCGCCCCCCAGCCCCACUGUGGGGGGCAGCCGAGCCAGACCCCGGGGCCGGCCAUCUCCAUCCUUCUCCGUCUAUCUCGGCAGCUGGUGAGGCAGAGCCCAGGUGAGACAGGACGUUGGCCUCAGGGGAAACCAACCCUCCUCACCCGGACCAACCACAUGGAAACGGAAGGAAUUUAGAAUAAGGGACACUCAUUCCCAGGCCGGCGGCCUGAGCAGUGGACUUGAUAUUUUUCUCCUCUUCUAAAAUCUGCUAAAAAUAGAGUAGGCUCCCCUCAAUGGCCGGGAAGCCGGCUGUUUCAAAACAGCCCUGUGCUUCUGCACCCGUUUGAAGGGCUCAGAGGGUUGACCAGCUUAGAGCCAUUGCCCUCCCUCCCUCAAGACUAUAAGCGAAGGAAACAGUGCCACUGGCAGCGUGACCGGUCCCCGCUGGAGGAGGCCUGUGUUCCUUGACGAGGGUGACAUCAGGCCCCGUGUCUCAGGGCAGAGGGAGAAACUGCACCUGUGGCGCCAGCAGUGUUCCCCCUGCAGGGAGCAGAGUCUGACCUCUCCUGAAAUGGAAACUUUGAAAUAAAAUUCUCAGUAUUUA